This is a messenger RNA of Dictyostelium discoideum AX4, 768 nucleotides long. RefSeq lists its product as hypothetical. The coding region runs from base 1 to 768 and encodes 255 amino acids. The transcript has 2 exons. Gene Ontology annotation, cellular component: cytosol. The record is from RefSeq and is a predicted model, not a curated record. NCBI's taxonomy places the organism in Eukaryota, Evosea, Eumycetozoa, Dictyosteliales, Dictyosteliaceae. Gene Ontology annotation, molecular function: hydrolase activity.
AUGAAAGGUGAAUUAAUUGAUAUUACAAUGAAAAGUGGAUUGAAAUGUGAUGCAUACGUUUCAAGACCAAAAGAUAGUCAAAAAGAAUUAAAACCAGUUAUAUUUGUAAUGGAUGCAUUUGGUUUAAGAGAUUGGCUUUAUGAAAUGGCAGAUAAAAUUGCAGAAGAAGGAUAUUUUGUAGUUCAACCAAAUUUUUAUUAUCGUAUUGGUAAAAAUAUUAUUACAAAUUUAGAGAAAUUAAAGAGUGCAGAUACUAAAGAUGAAGUAAUUUGUCAAAUUAGAACUCAAAUGGCUAAAAUUAAUAGAGAAGAAACAGUAAGUGAUGUUAGUGAAAUGUUUGAUUUCAUUGAUAAACAAGAGGGUGUUAGAAAAUCCAAAGAAGGUGUUGCAAUAGUUGGUUAUUGUUUUGGUGGUGGUGUUGCAAUGAGAUCAGCAAUUGCAUUCCCAGAUAUUGUUAAAGUUGUUGCUUCAUUCCAUGCUGGUAGAUUGGCAAUUCCAGAUGAUGAGAAUAGUAUUCAUAAACAUUUGAAAGGUGUUAAAGCUGAAUGUUAUUUCGGUCAUGCUGAUAACGAUCAAUCUAUGCCAUUGGAUCAAAUUCAUUUAUUUGAAAAGUCAUUAACCGAAGCUGGCAUUAAAUAUACUUCAGAAAUUUAUAAUAAUCCUUCAUGUGCUCAUGGGUGGGUUAUGGGGGAUACCUUAAUGUAUAACCCUAUUGGUUCAGAUAAACAUUAUGAUGAACUUUUUAAAUUAUUAAAAAGAGCAUUAUAA